Molecule: messenger RNA, 825 nt
Organism: Hymenoscyphus albidus
Lineage: Eukaryota; Fungi; Ascomycota; Leotiomycetes; Helotiales; Helotiaceae
Source: the annotation of a GenBank genome assembly
CUCACAUCCUUUUGUUCUAUCACCUUAUUUAUUAACCACUUUAACAAGUUCUGCGAACUUAUUCCUUUCUCUCAAAUUAUCACUUUAUUAUACUGCUAGCCGGUCUUUAUUUCUGAACCCCUCUAUUCGAAAUGUAUACCAAAACCCUCACCCUCGCUCUCGUCGCCUCUUUGGCCUCCUUUGUGGCUGCCGCUCCUGCUAACUCCACUGGCAAUGCUGCUGGUGAUGGUGGCGACCUUGGUCCUUGUGACCCAUCGAUGGACUUCCAGUUGGGAAGACCAGGAAGAAAGCCAGACCAAGGAACAUUCUUGCCAACGGACCCAAAGAUCAAGGGAGGACAACAGGAUGCGUUGGCUCCGGGUAUCAUCAUGAGCCACAUCUGCAACAUGCUUAAGGACAACCAAAGAGGUUGUUUGGCCAGCAAGGCCGGUCAAGAGAAGUGCGACAAGGUUAAGGCGGAUGUCACAGCUUUAGGUACAGUAUUCUGUAAUGCCGCAUCGUACUGUAUAUACUGAUUCUGAAUAGGCACAAGAGAUCAAACCACUGCCGAUGCUUGGAACUCAGGACUUAAGGCCUAGGUUGUUUUGGAGCGCGAAAAUAAUAAUUGAAGAAGGGCCUCGCUAGGAAGAAGAGGCGAGGGUGUGGGAAAUACUAGAGGUGAGGAGAUUUGUUUGACAAUAUAGACAAGAUGUGUUCUACGAUAUACGGCCGACACUACGGGCUUGCUUGGUGGUGGCUUUUAUUGGAGGCAAAUGCUGUAAAAGACCAUAGCGAGCUCUUAACCAGUGUCUAUAUAUAACUCAGCAAUCUAUGAACUUGGGUGCA